Bombyx mori (domestic silkworm) is the source of this 3473-nucleotide messenger RNA. RefSeq names its product dynactin subunit 4 (gene DCTN4-p62). The transcript has 8 exons. Gene Ontology annotation, cellular component: dynactin complex. The coding region runs from base 191 to 1648 and encodes 485 amino acids. The record is from RefSeq and is a predicted model, not a curated record. NCBI's taxonomy places the organism in Eukaryota, Metazoa, Arthropoda, Insecta, Lepidoptera, Bombycidae.
GAUUGACACUACCCACCUUAAAUCAUAGUCUAUGAUUCAUAGACUUAUGACAGUUUUUAAAUACAUAUGUAGGCUGAUUUGAUAUUAAGUAUUGUAUUGUUGAAUUAAUUUAUUCUGCCAUACCAAUUGUGUAUAACACUGAUAUUUCUGUCUCGAGUUUACUAUUUAAAAAUUAUUUAUUCACCUUAAAAUGGCAUAUUUAACUCAACCUGAUUAUGUGAGAUACAUUUGUACUUGCGGUCAACUGAAACCAAUCACUAGUUUAUACUUCUGUCGGCAUUGUUUGAAAAUACGUUGCGGUUUUUGUAUUUGUCAUGAGGUCGACUCACAUUAUUGUCCGAACUGCCUCGAGAAUAUGCCAUCAUCAGAAGCCAGAUUAAAGAAGAACCGUUGCAGCAGCUGCUUCGAUUGUCCCAGUUGCUACCACACUUUGUCCACCAGAGCUAGCCUGGUCCAACCUCGGCAGCAAGAAGGUGCUGGAGAUGGGAAAGUAGAAAACAAACAUCAAAAAAAGAUGUACUAUUUAGCUUGUUUCAAUUGUAGAUGGACAUCUAGAGAUGUGGGAAUUCCUGAUCAGCCUGUUGCAUCAGGUGGAUGGCCAGAGAGACCAAAUCCAUUUGCAACACAAAUCAAUCAACUCUUAGAAUAUUACAAGGCAAUAGCAUUACAAGAGAAACAGGAGAAAAUUGAAAAAGAAAGAAAAAAGUUUGCCAUCAGAGGGAAAUACCUAACACUCACUGAUAAAACGGGCUUAACUGGAGCUAUGGCAAGGAACAUAGCAGGACUUCCAUCUUCCGACUCUGGGUCAUCGUCCAUUAUCGCCAAAUUCGUUCCAAGCCAAGCCAGUGCAGAAGUUGAGGAAUUGCCCGAAGAUUAUUUCACUAAAGAAGUCAACUUGAAUCAGAUAACCAGUAUGCCUCAACGCCUUCUAUCACCGGAGUGGCAGCCUACUGAUGUUUCAAGACUGCAUCCAAUAGCUAAACUAUUGAGUGUAAAACGUAGCCAACGGUGCAGGGAGUGUGACCACAAUCUGACUAAACCAGAGUAUAAUCCGGGCUCUAUAAAAUUCAAGAUUGAGUUACUGGCUUUUUAUCACAUACCCGAAGUGAAAAUAAUAUCAUACGAACCCAUGAAGGCAGGUGAGAAUUCAACUGUGUUGUUGAAACUGAGCAAUCCAACUGCUCACGAAAUGACAUUAUGCCUGAUGAAUCCUGAAGAUAUACCGCAAGUGGACAAUGAGGAAGAGCAACUUGAAAAUUCACUUGAGAAAUCACUCACUUUGGACAAGGAGUCCGCGGCGUGCAAGCCGGCCGCCGCGCCCGCUUGGCGCCGCGCCGCCGCGCCGUGCGUCCGCGCCGUCGGGCCGCCCGUGCGCGUCUCCGUGCCGCAGCGCGACGACGCCGCCGAGUACGACGACGACGCCACGCACGACGCUAACGAUGUAAUCGUGUGGCGAAAGGCGAACAAGCUGGGCGUCCGUCUGCAGGUGGCGACGGAGGCGGCGGCGUCGCGGGGCGGCGCGGCGCUGCUGGCGCUGGCCCUCCAGUACUCGUACCGCAAUACGGUGCCGCCCGCCGCCAACGCGCCGAACCAGAGGAAUCAUAUUCUGUACACGACGGCGUUGCUCUCACUGGGAAACGUAGCUUAAGUCUCCGAUUCAAAGCUGCAGUUUAUGCGCAUUAUGUUUUGUGUUUUCGCGAGUCAUAGAAUUUACAUAAUAGAAUAUUGCUACGCGCUGGGGUUCGGGGAUAAAUAAAAUUCCACCGAAGUAAAACUUAAAAACUAUUCAACACUUAAACACUUCACAAACACUUUAAAAUUCUCAAUUCACUUCUUUCGCUUCGCUUCAGGUGAUCCGUUCGCUGUUUCGCUUCGAGUAGUUCCGAUUACUGAAUGCGUGCCAUCCCUGCAAUGCUUUUAUAGUCGAUACCACAUCCCUAGAAUUAUCGAGAAUAUUCCACACAUCUCUAGUAUUGUCUCCGCUAUCUAACAAUAGAUGGCGUUGUACUUCUCGGGCGUUCUAGGUGCUACUAGAUUCUUCGCUAUUUGUUCGACUAUUCGGCGAUAGAUGGCAUUACUCUUACCGGCGUAACAAUAUCACUUUUGUUAUUCACUUGAUAGCACUACGCGCACGACGGAGUGGAAAGCGUGCGAAUUCCUUUAUUGGUUUAUGUAAUUUUUAAACAAAACAGUUUAAGACCAUUGUCUCCUUUGUCAACAUUUCUCCUUUAAUACCAGCUAAUCUUCCAAUCAAUUAUGGAGGGUAGAGGUAAUGCGAACCGUCUCUGUGUGUAAAAAGUGACCGUUAAAAUCUACUAAAUAAGGGUGGCGCUACAGUAGCAACUGGGUAUAUUUUUAAAAAACGCGCUGGAAGUUAUUAGAAUAAAAUAGAGAAAUAAAAAAGGACAAAAGAACUGUAAGCACUACAAAAUCACAAAAAGUAUUUUAUUUAAAGCUGAUAAGAAAAUCCAAUCGAUGUCUCCACGUUUUACCACAGCAAUAAUUUUCGGUUAUAUUGACGAAAUUAGUUUAGACUACGUAAACAUGUGAGAUCUUGUAUAUUAUACUGUCACUAACUACUCUAGUCAUUAAAUAUAUUAAAUUUCCUUACUCAGAAUACUUAAAUCACUUAAAAACUCCUCAAUUCAUAUCAUACCCUGUCCCUAUGCUAGCGCCAUUCUGGAAGAUUUUUUAAAAGUUACCUAGUGCUGAGAGUGCGACACUUUUUCAAAUUUCUCCCUUAUGAGACGGUUCUGCUUACCUCAUCUACCCUCCAUACAAUCAACUAAAUAUGUAUAUUGCACUAUAAAGUAUGCUUAUUAAAGAUUCAUUCGUCUUUUCUAAAUCGAAUAUAAGAAAAACGUAUUGUGAUAGCAAUUAUGUGAAAAUGAAAUCACUUCGCAUUAGGCAGACUCGUUAAACUAAAAGACGAUUUAUAACGAAAUGAAAUAAAAGCUUAAUUUAUUUUUAUAACGUUUUUAGCUUGUAAGUAUUCCUGUAGCAGGUUAUCAUAAGUUCUCAUUAGUUUUAAAAUAUAUUUAAGUAAUCGCAAAUAUUAAGAAGGCUUUAAAAUAUUUAUAUACUUUGAACUAUCUUCUAAUUAAAGGAAAUAAGAAGGAAAAGCUGCAACCAUUUCGGUGGGUUCUUUUGCUUUUGUGCACUAUUAACAACUAAUGUAUGUUCGCAUAAAUAAAAUAUUUACACACUUAAUGAUAUUUUUUGUUUACACAGUUGAUUUUGUGUGGCCACGUUAAGUAGGUUUUUUUUUUAAUUCCGAUUACUGAAAUAAUAAAAAGAUUACUAUUUUCAUUAUGAAGAAUACGCCGAGAUGAAAAUUAUACUUUUAAAUCAUAAUAAUUAUGUAAUCGUCUAGUUGUCAGAAAUAAAUAAAACAAAAAUUUUAAUUUUUUAAAUUUUUAAUAAAUAGUUUUAAUUUUUAAAUAUAUUUUUAAAAAUUAUACAAUAGAAAUAUA